UCGCACAGUGAUGAUCGCCUGCGUCAGCCCGUCAGACCGGGACUUCAUGGAAACACUGAACACGCUGAAGUACGCCAACCGAGCGCGGAACAUCAAGAACAAGGUGGUAGUGAACCAAGACAAGACCAGCCAGCAGAUCAGCGCUCUGCGUGCCGAGAUAGCCCGGCUUCAGUUGGAGCUGAUGGAGUAUAAAGCGGGCAAGCGUGUAGCAUGUGAGGAUGGUUCAGAGGGCUACAGCGACCUGUAUCAGGAGAACGCCAUGCUGCAGAGAGAGAAUGACACUCUGCGCCUCAGGGUGAAGGCCAUGCAGGAGACAAUUGACCACCUAAACACCAGAGUAACACACAUGCUGGCCAAUGAGGUCAGCACUCUGCUGACAAAGUCAGGUGAAGGAAAUGAGGAGAUUGGAGCUUUAAUCCAAAACUACAUCAGAGAGGUUGAAGAGCUGAGAACCAAGCUGCUUGAGAGCGAGGCAAUGAAUGAGUCGCUGCGACGUCAGGCGGUUCGGCUUUCUUCCCGGUCCCCUUUCCCUGCCUCAAGCCUCAGCCUCAGCCCCGUCCCCGGCCACCCACUCGGCUCCUCUCCCGCUCCCAUGUCCAUGGAGGCAGAGAUGACAGACGUUUUACGCCGGGCCAAGCUAGACAUUGAGAGGCUGAAGAAGAAGGAGAGGAGGCAGAGGAGGAUGAGCCCAGAGUUGGAGAAAGGAAUGAAGAAGCGUGUGAAACUGCACACUCAUGAGAACGGAGAAAACGGGCAGAGUCGGGAAAACGGACAAAAUGGAGAGAUUGAUUCUGACGACAAUUACACCGAGGACAUCAUGUCUCCUCUGCAAGAAGAGAGCGGUUGUGAGGACGAGGAAGGGGAGGAUGAAGAGGAGGGCAGGGAGGAGGAGGAUGGGUUUGACAGCGACGAGAGCCUGGUGGAUUCAGACUCUGACUCUGACGAGAAAGCCAACUUCCAGGCAGACCUUGCUGAUCUGACCUGUGAGAUUGAGAUCAAACAGAAGCUGAUAGAUGAGCUUGAGAACAGCCAGCGGAGGCUCCUGAUGCUGAAGCUGCAGUACGAGGAGAAGCUCAUCCUACUGCAGAACAAGAUCCGAGACACUCAGCUAGAGAGAGACCGCGUCCUGCAGAACCUCAUGUCAAUGGAGAACUACACAGAGGAGAAGGCGAAUCGGAUCAAGCAGGAGUACGAGAAACGUCUUAAAGAGAUGAACAGGGACCUCCUGAAGCUGCAAGCGGCGCAGAAAGAGCAUGCACGUCUCCUCAAAAACCAGGGGAGGUACGAGAGGGAGCUGAAGAAACUCCAGGGAGAGGUCAACGACAUGAAGAAAGCAAAGGUGACGCUGAUGAAGCAGAUGAAGGAGGAGCAGCAGAGGAGGAGGAUGGUGGAGGCAAAGAGGAACCGGGAGAUUGCUCAGCUCAAGAAGGAGCAGCGACGACAAGAGUACCAGAUCAGAGCGCUGGAGUCUCAGAAGCGGCAGCAGGAGCAGGUGCUGCGCAGGAAGACGCAGGAGGUGACCGCCCUGCGCCGCUUAGCAAAGCCCAUGACGGACCGUGUGGCCGGGCGCGUGACCCGCUGGAACACAAACACUUCAAUUACAGACUCUGGGGCUGAGUUAUCAACCAGCACAACAGCAAGCAGCUCUGAACCUGAGACCGGGAGGAGUGUGAGCGGACUGGUGAGACAGUGGAACAACAAGAACAAUGGGUUUGGAUACCUCGGAGAGAGUGAGGGGAGCAUGGAUGGAACCAGGGUCAUUGGCAGUAGGAAGAAGCUGCAGCGUAAGCCAGCAAGUCAGGGCGGCAUUGCAGCAGCUGGCAGAGCCAGCAGUUUCUCCAAAUCCGCUCGUCAGAAGUGGCAAACCCUCGAGCGUCGCAUCAUGGACAUUGUCAUGCAAAGAAUGACAAUCUCUAAUGUGGAGGCAGACAUGGACCGCCUUAUCAAGAAGCGAGAGGAGCUGACAGCCCAGCAGGAAGCACUCUCACACAAGAGGGAGGUACUAAUGGCAGAUGGGGAGGGACCAGAAGCUGAGGACCGCCUCCUCCUGGAAAUCAAUGAGGAGAUUGAGGUGCUAAAUGCCAACAUAGACUACAUCAAUGACAGCCUGUCUGACUGCCAGGCCACCAUUGUACAGAUUGAAGAGACCAAGGAUGAGCUGGACUCAGUGGACACCUCAGUGGUGAUCAGCUCCUGCUCUCUGGCUGAAGCUCGCAACCUGCUGGACCACUUUUUAAAGGCUUCCAUUGACAAGAGUUUACAGGUCGCUCAGAGGGAGGCUCAGAUCAGACUGCUAGAGGGUCAGCUGAGGCAGACUGAUGUGAUUGGCUCAUCUCAUAAUCACAUCAUCCUGGAUGCCCUUCGAGAAAAGGCAGAAUACAUCCCUGAACUCCAGGCUCUUAUCCACAAUGUACAGCAGGAGAAUGGCUAUGCCAGCACAGACGAGGAGCCCUCUGAGUUCAGCCAAGCCUCUGACAGCAGUGUCUCUCAAAUGAAGGAGUCAAACAGCCAGGACGAUUUCAAGUUGAAGAUGGAGCCUCGUCUGUCAGGUCAGAUGAAGGCUGUGUCAGCGGAGUAUCUGGGUCCCAUGCUGGACCCCUCAUCGAGCAGCAAGCAGCAACACAUCACCAAGUCCUUGGCCUCUUUGACAGACAUUCAGGAAGACGGCAUGGGCCUGGGGAGAUUGAGUCUCAGCUUAGCCCUGAGAGACCCCUUCCACAGGGACCGGGCAUCCCGCACCAUCAGCCUUCCUAUAAGAGGACACACCUUUCCCAGGCAGUCUCGGGGUUAUGACACUUCCCCAAUAACAAGGAGGAAGUCUUACGACCGUGCAUACAGGCCCACUGAUGGCUAUACCCCUCCCUCCUCCCCUCCUCUGAGGACCAGGAAUGACCGUAAUGUCUUCUCAAGGCUCACCAGCAACCAAACCCAAGGUUCUGCUCUGGACAAGUCGGAUGACAGCGACUCCUCGCUCUCCGAGGUGCUCAGGGGGGUGAUCAAUCCCAUCGGGGGUGUGAAGGGGGGUCGGACAGCGCCCCUGCAGAGUGUUUCUGUAGCUGAGGGCCAUUCAAAGCCGGUCCUGUGUGUGGAUGCUACAGAUGAGCUGCUAUUCACUGGAUCCAAAGAUCGUACCUGUAAGAUGUGGAACCUGGUGACCGGUCAGGAGAUCGUCACCCUCAAAGGCCACCCAAACAAUGUGGUGUCAGUCAAAUAUUGUCCCGCCUCCUGUCUGGUCUUUUCUGUCUCCACAUCCUACAUCAAGGUGUGGGACAUCCGUGACUCUGCCAAAUGUAUCCGAACGCUAACUUCAUCAGGGCAGGUGGUCUCUGGGGAUGCAUGUGCAGGAACCACAACCCGCACUAUAACCUUUGCCCAGGGAGAGUGUCAGAUCAACCAGAUCUCCCUCAACCCGUCAGGAUCUGUGCUCUAUGCUGCUGCUGGAAACACUGUUCGCAUGUGGGACCUCAAUCGGAUGCAAGCGAUGGGGAGGCUGAUGGGUCACAUCGGCUCGGUCAUGUGUCUGACAGUUGGACAGUCUCUGCUGGGCAAAGACCAAGUCAUCACUGGCUCCAAAGACCACUAUGUCAAGGUGUUCGACGUAGCAGAGGGGACUCUGGGCAAUGUAGGUCCAGCUCACAACUUUGAGCCGCCCCAUUACGACGGUAUCGAGUGUUUGGCUGUAAAUGGAGAUGUGUUGUUCAGCGGGUCGAGAGAUAACGGCAUCAAAAAAUGGGAUUUGGAGCAACAAGAGCUGACACAGCAAAUCCCCAACGCCCAUAAAGACUGGGUGUGCGCUCUGGCAUACGUUCCGGGGCGGCCCAUGCUGCUGAGCGCCUGUCGGGGCGGCAUGCUGAAGGUGUGGAAUGUAGACAACUUCACGCCCAUAGGAGAGGUCAGAGGUCACGACAGUCCGAUUAACGCCAUUUGUACCAACUCAAGACACAUCUUCACCGCAUCCAGUGACAAGACAGUGAAGAUCUGGUCAUCAAAGGUUUGGAGGAAGAGGUGACAACCGAAAGUGACAGCGGUAUCUUUUUGUCGGCCAUCUUACCUGAGCUGCUCACCUUAAAAAAAAAA
This is a messenger RNA of Notolabrus celidotus (New Zealand spotty), 4077 nucleotides long. RefSeq names its product kinesin family member 21B (gene kif21b). Gene Ontology annotation, biological process: microtubule-based movement; mitotic spindle organization. The coding region runs from base 11 to 4009 and encodes 1332 amino acids. Lineage: Eukaryota; Metazoa; Chordata; Actinopteri; Labriformes; Labridae. The transcript has 27 exons. The record is from RefSeq and is a predicted model, not a curated record. Gene Ontology annotation, molecular function: ATP binding; microtubule motor activity; microtubule binding.